Messenger RNA from Alosa sapidissima (American shad), 2434 nucleotides. RefSeq names its product TLD domain-containing protein 2-like. The transcript has 6 exons. Gene Ontology annotation, biological process: response to oxidative stress. The record is from RefSeq and is a predicted model, not a curated record. Gene Ontology annotation, cellular component: nucleus. The coding region runs from base 205 to 936 and encodes 243 amino acids. Lineage: Eukaryota; Metazoa; Chordata; Actinopteri; Clupeiformes; Clupeidae.
UUCCACACAGAAUGCUGAGGACGAUGACUGAGAAGAAAAAAUGUGAGGCCGAGAGGGUGUGUCCACCUUCCAGGUCUUCUGCAGGUAGAGGGCUGCGUCUCAUAAAGGGGCAGCAGACAGUCAUUUGGACUCAUACGCUAACAGAGGUCAAGUUCCCAUACACAUAGCCACAGUUCGAGAUCAGACCUGCUCAACCAUUCAGAGAUGCUGAAAUCUUUCUGCUCACAAUCCCUGGUCAACCUCUUCCGAGAGGUCAAGGCCCCGUCCUACAGGUUGGUCCGAGGGGACAACGAUGACGAUGGCGACGAGGACUUCCACAUCCUGGAGCUGGACGACAUGGAGAGGCUGCAGGGCUCUCUGGAGAGUGCCAGCUCCCCCUGGGACUCCGCCCACCAGCCAGGCCAGAACAGGGCCACCUCCUUUGAGAUCACAGUGGCCGACCAGAGCCAGCUAUUCCGCAUUGAUCACAUCCAGCAGAUCUCCAGACACCUUCCUGUGGCUCUGACGGUGUGCAAGUGGGCACUAGUCUACUGUACGAACAGACACGGCCGAAGUCUUGGUACACUGUACAGGAACAUGGGGAAGUGGGACUGCUGCAUGCUGAUCUUCAUCAGAGACAACCGUGGACAGGUGUUUGGUGCCUUUUGCACAUCUCCUCUCAAAGUCAGCUCCUCCUUCUAUGGCACAGGCCAAGGUUUCCUGUUCUCCUUUGCCCCGUACCUGCAGGUUUAUAGAUGGACAUAUGCCAACUCCUACUUCAUAAAGGGCGGCAAGGAGUUUCUAGCAUUUGGUGGAGGAGGGGGUCGCUUUGGUCUCUGGCUUUGCGGAGACUUGAUCCGUGGACGGAGCCAGAGGUGCGAAACGUUUGAUAAUGAUCUCCUGUCGUCGACCGAAGACUUCUUUAUUGAUGAGCUCGAAGUCUGGGCCCUUGUCUGACCCCGGCGGAUGAUGAAACGCCACAACUACACGCCACCACGAGGCGGCGGUGACGGAAGACGAGAGUCAGGAAGCAAAGCAGGCAGCAUCAAGGCCCGCCGCUUUUAGACGGUGAUUAUGAGAUUCGCCAUUCUCACUGAUAAAUGAAAUGGUGCUCGCUGAUAGAUGGCUUUCUGCUGAAUCCUCAGACAUGUUAAAUUUGCUGGAAAAGUAGUUUCACCUAAAUAAGCAAGCCAGUCUUGGCAAGACUAGUAAGAAUGGAGAGCUUUGUGUUUGGGACAAUACUGCCUCCUUCUGGUUUAAAUUGAAAAUGACCCAUCAGCAGAGUGGGAGGCAUGAGAUGAGUGAAUCACCACUAGAGAGAGCUCUUAUCUCAUGCUAGACAUAAGUUGUGUGUGUGUGUGUGUGUGUGUGUGUGUGUGUGCACUCUACUCAUCUGGCUACUCUUUAGGCUCCUCUGCUCUGCUUCACUAUGAUAUUCUCUGGAUCAACACCCACUCACAUGAGGGGGCCUGAGGACCUGAGGAUUUGUCAUUGUGCAUUAAUCCUUUGAGAAGAGCUGAAGGCGUGACGCUUCGAACGAGCCAACACCACUAUCAUACACUCAUACAUAAUAACCAGCAUUACCACACAAGCAGCGCAAACAUAUAUCAUUAUCUCUCCAACACCCAUCUGUUUUUUAUUUAACACACAUUCCUGCAUGGUUGCGCUUAUCUUACACACCUUCUCGAUCACUCGUACACACCAUGCAUGUCAUACAACCUAGUGCCGUUAACCUAGGAGUUUUGUUGCCAGGGAAACCAAGCUGCAGUUACUGCAUGUGCAGUCAUGUUUCAUUUUUUAACCGUCACAUGGCAGGACUACAGCAUGUUUACACUUUAAACAGAACAGUUCAGUGUUUGCUUCCUUGCGAUAUGAACAGAUGGAGACCAACUGUAAACUGCCAUUUUAGAUUCUGUUCCUUGUUAUUCUUACCAUUUAUGCAUGUAAAGUACAUAAAUUGUGAUUAAGGAAAGCAGAUGGCUAAGACCGACUGCCCCAGGAUAAGCUGAUAUUCUAGGGCUAGCUAGGCUAUAUCAUGUGUGAAAAGCUAAAUGCUGAGAGGUCAGUCUGACUUGAAGCACCUGUUGCUAUAGAUAUUGUGAAGUGCCAUGGAUGCACUCCACAGAAGACAUAGACUAGAGAGUGCAUGAAUGUGUCACAAGCCUCAAAUUUGCCCCUCUGAACAUUGAGACUUCAGGAGCAGAAUUUCAGGGGAGGCCAUGCUCGUUCUGCGCCCACCAGUUUCUCUGCCUCUUCAUUGCUAUUGUAGAUAGUGUAAUCAAUAUGAUUUGUUACAUCCUCGAUGAGAAGUCAAUAAGGAGACUGUCCCUCUGUCAAGUUCAUAAAACCUCCAUCUGUAAGAGAAUAAAUUGCUGUCAUAAAAAGCCUCGUAUGGUGUGGAGAGGUACUUCUCUGAAAUGAGCUGGAAUUUUCAGAAUUUAAACGGAGGACUAUU